AUGGAGGAUAUCACGGAUACCACGGUCGUCUCCCGUCUUGUCCCGCUUGCUCCCGCCCCCGCAAGGGCCUCCCUCGAUGCGCUCAAUGGCUCCUCCGAUACCGACCGGAUGUCUGCGAUGCGCUUUAACUGCCAAUCCUGUGUACGAAAAAAGAUUAAGUGUAACCGCACGGUGCCGAAGUGCGCCAGUUGCAGCAAAGCGAAGCUCCAGUGCGUCUAUCAGCCGCCGCGCAAGAGGAAGCGCAGCCGGGGCGAAGAAAACGUUCAUGACCGUCUAGCACGGUACGAGCGCAUCUUACACGACCACAACCUCCUCCCGACGGCCGCUGCCUCGACCCCCAGCGGCAGAGACACGGAACCCUCGGCGAUCAGCACUCGGGCCCCGACUCCAGUGUUGCCAGAUUCGCAACCCGGCGCUACCACUGGCAAAGUGUUUUCCAGUGAGGGCAGGUCUCGCUACAUUGACAAUGUUCUGCUCCUGGACGCCGGGGAAGGGGACCUGUGUGAGUUAUCAGAGUCCGAGCAAGAAGAUUACCACCACGACGAAACCGGCCCCGACGAAGGCUCCCUGACGGGUCUUCUUGGCGCUCUCGUUGCAAAUACUAUCUCGGGCGGAAGCAUGCAAAACCUCACCGACCUACACCCUAGCUACGAGCAAGCGGCCAAGCUCUGGCAUGCCUAUGUGCAGAACGUCGAGCCUCUUUGCAAGAUUCUUCAUGUUCCGACAGUCGCCAAGAUGUUCGACUCCGUCUCUAAGCAUCCGGCAGCCGCCCCGAAGAACGAUGAAUGCCUGAUGUUUGUCAUCUACUAUUUCGCCGUGUUCUCCAUGUCGGAUGCCGACUGUUUGUGCGAGUUUAAUACUUCGAGGGGACAGUUGAUGUCCAGAUAUCGGACCGCAGUUAUCCAGGCACUGGUCAAUGCGUCGUGGCUCAAGACGACCGCGAUGUCGAUUUUGCAGGCUUACACACUCUUCCUUAUCGCCUUGCGCACUCAGAUCGAUUCACACACAUUUUGGAUUUUGACAGGGAUUGCGAUUCGCCUAGCGCAGCGCAUGGGGCUGCACCGGGACGGCGAAAGCCUCGGAUUGCCCCCAUUUGAGGUCCAGAUGCGUCGGCGGCUCUUUUGGCAACUGCUACCCCUGGAUGGAUAUGCCGGACAAACAUCAGGCACGGGUAUAUCCAUUUCGCCCAACAGUUGGGAUACCAAGCAACCGCUAAACAUUAACGAUGACCAGAUCUUCCCUGGCAUGGCCCAGCCACCAUGUGAACAACGAGGUGCCUCAGAGAUGAUUUUUUGCUUGUCCCGAAUGGAGCUGUCCAACUUCUACAUUCGAACAAGUGUCAAACUGAAGAAAAAUGGGACCACCAUCCAGUUUCGGGAUGCCGAGGACAUUGAGAGGCUGAUCGACGAGGUGGAAGACCUCAUCGAGACCAAGUUUCUGCGGUACUGCGAUAUCAUUAAUCCCUUGCACUUUCUGACCACCGGCAUUGUACGCUCGGCCAUUGAUUCCGUCCGGUUGCGUGCCCGGAUGCCGCUACUCAAGCAACAAACCAUCACCGACGCCCAACGGAGACACAUCCGCGCCCUUGCGGAAAAGGUGCUCGACACCAACAGUGCCAUCUUUAGCAACCACAGCACUCAGAAUUUCCGCUGGCAGACGCAGGCAUUUUUCUUGUGGGAUGCUCUGCUCUGUGUUCUCCGAAGCAUUGCAGAGGUGGGAUUCUACUCGCCCUCCGAGCUCUCCGCUGCAUGGAGCAGGGUUGCGGAUGUCUACACCAAUCACGACGAACUCGUUAAGGCCCGAAGAACCCUGUACGUCACGAUCGCUAAGGUCACUCUGAAGGCCUGGUUAGCAAAUCCGCCCCGCCAGUCGUCCCCCGAGCCAGCAUUCAUCACUGCCCUGCGUGCCCAACGCGAACCUAGAGGCACUAACCGGCAGCAAGGCAGCAAGUUGUCGGAUGAGACGGCUGCAGAUGGUGCUUUUCGCUUCGAUGAGCUUUUCGAUGACAUGGACGGGGCCGACCUGGACUUACAUAACGCCUUUAAUCUCGACUCUUCUUCGGAUUGGCUGUUCUGGGACCAGAUGUGGCAAGGAACUAGUCUGAGCGGUGAGCACUGA
Messenger RNA from Penicillium mononematosum, 2118 nucleotides. RefSeq names its product putative C6 transcription factor. The transcript has a single exon. Lineage: Eukaryota; Fungi; Ascomycota; Eurotiomycetes; Eurotiales; Aspergillaceae. Gene Ontology annotation, biological process: DNA-templated transcription; regulation of DNA-templated transcription. The record is from RefSeq and is a predicted model, not a curated record. Gene Ontology annotation, molecular function: DNA binding; zinc ion binding; DNA-binding transcription factor activity, RNA polymerase II-specific. The coding region runs from base 1 to 2118 and encodes 705 amino acids.